AUGAACGCUCUUCUUGUCCUCCUUAUUGCCUUCGCUAGUGCGAGUUCUGAAGGAUUGGUCUCCUUGACCGCUGAAACCUUCCCAACUUACAAAGCCAGUGGAAAGACCAUCUUGGUGAAAUUCUUUGCUCCAUGGUGCGGACACUGCAAAAGACUCGCCCCAACUUAUGUUGAGCUUGCUACUGCUAUGAAAGAAAACGAAAACGUUGUCAUCGCUGAAGUUAAUUGCGACGACAACAGAGAGAUCUGCACUGCCAACGGCGUCAGAGGAUUCCCAACAGUCCAAUUGUUCAACGGUGAAGCCGAACCAGUCAAGUACCAAGGACCAAGAACUUUGGAAGACCUCAAAAAGUUUGUCUUGGACAACGUCCCAGCCAAGCAGUGA
This is a messenger RNA of Entamoeba invadens IP1, 384 nucleotides long. Its product is annotated as protein disulfide isomerase, putative. Lineage: Eukaryota; Evosea; Mastigamoebida; Endamoebidae. Bases 1 to 384 code for a protein of 127 amino acids. Gene Ontology annotation, molecular function: protein disulfide isomerase activity. Gene Ontology annotation, biological process: protein folding. The record is from RefSeq and is a predicted model, not a curated record. The transcript is spliced from 2 exons. Gene Ontology annotation, cellular component: endoplasmic reticulum.